Molecule: messenger RNA, 1050 nt
Organism: Sinocyclocheilus anshuiensis
Lineage: Eukaryota; Metazoa; Chordata; Actinopteri; Cypriniformes; Cyprinidae
Product: E3 ubiquitin-protein ligase TRIM39-like
Exons: 5
Coding region: 75-896 (273 amino acids)
Molecular function (GO): protein binding
Source: RefSeq, a predicted model, not a curated record
UUAUGGUCUAGUUCACUUUAUGAAACUCACCAUAGGAGACGUGAACGACUCUCUUUAUCUGCUGAAGUACAGGGAUGGAAUCUUCCAUCAGUCGCCUGUCCGAGAAGCAUUUCUUGUGCUCUCUGUGUGAGGAGAUCUUCAGCAACCCAGUGACAACGCCCUGUGGACACAGCUUUUGUAAGAGCUUCAGUGAUAUACCGCGAGCAAUGAGAGACUGGUCUAAAGUUACACUGGAGACUGAUCCUUGUGUUGGCUUCACCGGGCAGGCUGUGGUGGACUUCAUGGAUACAGUCACGAUGGAAGCUAAAAGACUUUCUAAAGCUGAACUAAAGAGACUGCAGAAGUACUCAGUUGAUGUAAAUCUGAAUCCUCGGACAGCUCACACUUACCUCUACAUCUCUGAGGACAGGAAGGAGGUUAGACAUGCGAAUAAACGUCAAGAAGUCCCAGAAAACCCCAAAAGGUUUGACCGUGUGGCAAACGUAAUGUCCAAGGAGGCCUUUAGCUAUGGAAGACACCUUUGGGAAGUGGAGGUUGGAGACAAGACUGACUGGGAUCUGGGAGUAGCCAAACAAUCUGUUAACAGAAAGGGAAAAUUCACAAUAUGUCCAGCCAACGGCUUCUGGAUGCUUAGCUUAAAGAAUGGCACCCAGUUCACUGCCAACACAUUCCCUCCAACUUUCUUCAGCCUCAGUCACAAACCUAAAAGAGUGUCUAUUUACCUGGACUAUGAGGAGGGACGUGUGUCUUUCUAUUGUUUGGAUACCGGGACUCAUAUCUACACUUUCAAAGAUGCUUUCACAGAUAAGCUCCACCCCAUCUUCAGCCCGGGACGACCCCACGGGGAAAAGAACACUGCUCCCCUUAUCAUCAGCAGUAGCUGCUGCAGCAUCUGAAACAAUAUGCUAGCUCUUACAGCUCUUUCACUUUCUUUACCAUUGCCAUUAUAGGAUGCAAUUAAUUGUAUUAUUAUUAUCAUUACAAAAAUUACUUUUUAUUUAUUACUGGUGCUUGCUAAAACCUUGAUUUUUUAUGUGACUAACAUACUAA